AGGAGUGGACUGAACAGCUGAUCCCGAAAACAAACCAGUGUUUCCGUGACGCAAAAAAAAAAAAAAAAAAAAAAAAAAAACACGAUACUAAAUCACAAGAGCACAUUUUAGAUCAAGUAUUGGAAAAAUAAGAACUCGAAACAUGUAAGUAAGACUGAGGAGAGUGGCAUAAGAAGUGACUUAAAGCGUAACAGGACAGGAGAGGAGGAGGAGGAAGGGCCACGACCGAUAUCUGCUCUCGUCCUUUGCCUACCGUCACUGGCACUGUCGCCACCACACAAGAAGAAUAAGACAGACACACGUGCACCAGGAAGGGAGGAGUGUGCUGGGUGGGCAGUAAUGCAGCCUUGCCUACUCACCCUACGGCUCGUCAGCAGAUUCAUCAGGUGUUCAAGAUGGUGUGCAGUGAGGAGAGAUGACCAAUACAGCAGGAGGUGGUCAUCCUCGGGAAGCGACAAGCAGCUGUCACAAGGCAUUGAGAGUGUGGCCUCUUAUAUAAAGCAGCAGGCAAGCAACAUUCUGGUGAUGGUCGGUGCAGGCAUGAGCACACCCUCAGGGAUUCCUGACUUUAGGUCUCCAGGGACUGGCCUGUAUGACAACCUGCAGAAGUAUGAUCUGCCAUACCCUGAGGCUAUUUUUGACAUCCACUACUUUAUGAUGGACCCUCGCCCUUUCUUUACCUUGGCUCAGGACCUGUACCCAGGAGUUAACUACAAGCCCAACAUUGCUCACCACUUCCUGAGGUUGCUGCAUGAGGAGGGCAAGCUGCAGAUGGUCUACACACAGAACAUUGAUGGUCUGGAAAGAUUGGCUGGAAUACCUGAAGAGAAACUUGUUGAAGCUCACGGCUCCUUUGCGACAGCUUCCUGCACGCUGUGUGGCAGGCGACAUGAUGCAGGCCGAGUGAAGAAAGCAGUAGUGGAGGGAGACGUGCCAGUGAUGUGUGAGGCAGCCAAGUGUAAGGGCAAAGUGAAGCCAGACAUUGUGUUCUUUGGUGAGAAUCUUCCCUCAGUGUUUUGGGACUACCAUCUGCAGGUUCCCUUCACCGACCUGCUGCUGGUGAUGGGCACGUCCCUCGAGGUGUACCCUUUUGCCAAGAUAGCUGAUGAGGUGGGCCGCAAGACACCUAGGGUUCUCAUCAACCUGAGUGCGGUGGGAAGCUUUGGCUCUCGGGACAAUGACACGGUGUUAGGGGGAGAUCUUGUGCAGACUGUGGAGGAACUGACAAAGGCUCUUGGAUGGGAGGAGAAACUGAGAGCCCUUGAGAAAAAUUACAGUUUACAGAGUGGUAAUGAAGAAUGAUUUUCCUUUAGGGUUGUUAAUUUCAGGAUAUAAAUUGUUUGUAUAUUAAAAUUUUAUGAAUGAUAUUACUGAUAUUUUGUAAAUUGAAAUUUGUACAUAUUUUCUUAAUUGUUUGAUAAUAAGCAUAAUUAUUUUAUUUUUAUGUAAUACAAUGUUUCUGGUUGAUAAA
Molecule: messenger RNA, 1471 nt
Organism: Scylla paramamosain (green mud crab)
Lineage: Eukaryota; Metazoa; Arthropoda; Malacostraca; Decapoda; Portunidae
Product: NAD-dependent protein deacetylase sirtuin-3, mitochondrial-like
Exons: 7
Coding region: 340-1302 (320 amino acids)
Cellular component (GO): nucleus
Molecular function (GO): NAD+ binding; histone deacetylase activity, NAD-dependent
Source: RefSeq, a predicted model, not a curated record